UGUUAAUUUCCACUGAGAAACUUGUUUACUGCAUGUUCACAACUGAGUUGCCGUUCAGUAUAUUACAGCGAUAUGCUGAUACUGUGGUAUUUUAUCAUGUGAAACAGGUCUUGAUGUUUGUGCUGCAAUAACAUCAGUUUUUCGUUAGGACGGGGCUAUGGAAGAACGUCCUUGUUCGAAGCUCCAUCUGUGUCGACCUGGCAAUAGCAUUUUAGUGUUCAUUCCAAGACACCCUGUUUAAAGUUGGGGGAUGGCAGUGAAUGUGUACUCCACAUCUGUAACCAUCGAGAACCUGAGCCGACAUGAUAUGCUGGCAUGGGUCAACGACUCCCUUCAGCUCAGUUACACCAAGAUAGAACAGCUCUGUUCAGGUGCAGCAUACUGCCAGUUCAUGGACAUGCUUUUUCCUGGCUGUGUGCUCCUGAAGAAGGUCAAAUUCCAAGCCAAACUGGAACAUGAAUACAUCCAUAACUUCAAAGUACUACAGGCAGCCUUCAAGAGAAUGAACGUUGACAAAAUAAUCCCAGUAGAAAAGCUAGUGAAAGGAAAGUUCCAGGAUAACUUUGAAUUCGUGCAGUGGUUUAAGAAGUUCUUCGACGCCAAUUAUGACGGGAAAGAAUACGACCCCCUGCUGGCUCGGCAGGGGCAGGAUGUGGCUCCGCCCCCCAAUCCAGGUGACUACAUUUCCCACAAACCCAAGAAACCUUGUGGAGCUCAAGUGCCACAGAGGACAUCCCCAACCGUGCCCAAAAACAUGCCCACCCCACGCAACACUGCCCCAGCCAUGAGGAAGAACCCCCCCAUCGCACGGAAUGGGGGUAGCGACGCAGAGAUCUUGGAACUCAAUCAACAGUUAAUGGAGUUGAAGCUGACUGUGGAUGGGCUGGAGAAAGAAAGGGACUUCUACUUCAGCAAGCUACGAGACAUAGAGCUCAUCUGUCAAGAGCAUGAAAACGAGAACAACCCCAUCAUCAGCAAGAUCAUUGACAUUCUCUAUGCUACAGAGGAUGGGUUUGCACCACCGGAAGACGAGGACAUCGAAGAACAGCAACAUUUGGACCCAGAUGAAUACUGAAAAUCCACUCCUGACUUCUCCACCAGACCCUUACCACUCAUGCCCAUCCACCGCUGCUUCUCUCCUGUCAUUCUUUGAAUUUCUCUGUUGUCUAGUCCUUUGCACGUACCUUUCUCCUGCCUCCAGACUUUCUCUGUCCCUAUCUUUGUGUACUCCUUAUUAACCUUCUAGGUUGAAUGGCUGUUCACGUGCCAUCUACACAAAUUAGCGGCAGUAACAAAUUGACACAUUUCACCAUGGUGUAGUCAAAGACAUAUGGGUGAAGGAAA
This is a messenger RNA of Scleropages formosus (Asian bonytongue), 1344 nucleotides long. Its product is annotated as microtubule-associated protein RP/EB family member 3-like. The record is from RefSeq and is a predicted model, not a curated record. Bases 251 to 1075 code for a protein of 274 amino acids. The transcript has 8 exons. NCBI's taxonomy places the organism in Eukaryota, Metazoa, Chordata, Actinopteri, Osteoglossiformes, Osteoglossidae. Gene Ontology annotation, molecular function: microtubule binding.